Vanessa tameamea is the source of this 997-nucleotide messenger RNA. RefSeq lists its product as uncharacterized. Lineage: Eukaryota; Metazoa; Arthropoda; Insecta; Lepidoptera; Nymphalidae. Bases 69 to 791 code for a protein of 240 amino acids. The transcript has 5 exons. The record is from RefSeq and is a predicted model, not a curated record.
GCCAUUAAGAGUUUCUGCCCCGUUGUUAUAAUCAUUUUUCUACGAAGAUUUUGCAGGAUACAGCAACGAUGAGUCAACCCGGUGGCAGACCCGUAGCCGCCAUCGCCGAAGAUUCGGAUUCAGACUUGGACUCUCAAUUUCCUUGCCAUGGUUGCGUUGAGAUGACAUACGGCUUGGAGAUAAAAACAAACAGCAUAUCUCACUUCGGAUAUAAUCUGCGUUCUGCAAUCACUAACUGUGAAAUAAUGGUAAUAGAUUAUAAUAAAAGGCGACGAGAGCGCAGCCCAGAGGCAGGCCCAAGUCAUCCCAUGGCGCAACUUGAUGCUUCGAGCAGCAGCAACGUCGAAACCGCAACCAGCAAGGAAGUCGAUAUAUUCUCAGAGCACAACGAAGAGCUAGCUGACUAUAUACGACAGAUGAACUACCGUCGCACCAGGAACAGCGAGAAGCAAACAAUUGGGUCAUGGCUCAUAAUUUCUUAUGUUAAUGGAGGUUGGGACUACAACACCGUGAGGAAUUAUCUUUUGGAGGAAUUCGGAGUAACUUGUAUGCGAAGUAGAAAUAUCCCAGAAGCACUUGUGACUGACAAGAAGUUCAAAGCUAUUAUUAAAUUUGAUACAAGCGAACAACUAAACCAAGUAGUUAUGCGCUUGAGAAACAGCCAAAUUCAUGAUAAUUUUUUAUUUUUAUCAUUCGAAAAAUUGCCUAUCUCAUACGACGUGUCCGAUUCUGAUUCCGACGGUUCGAGGUCUGGCUUCCUGAUCCCGGUGUCAAACGAAUUACAAUUUUAAUUUGAAUACUUAAUCGAAAUUGGACGUAAUCUUCAUAUUAAAUAUUAAAAUGUAUAUUAUAUCAAACCUAGAAUAAUAAAUAUAAUAUCUAAAAAAAAGGACGACUGCGUAUUAAAAAUAAACAAAAACUUGUUGAUCAACUACUUUAAUUGAUAAUUGCAAGAAGUAAAAUUGUGUAGGUACAAAUUAAGGGACUUCUUUUUCUA